This is a messenger RNA of Conger conger (European conger), 1611 nucleotides long. Its product is annotated as myoblast determination protein 1 homolog 1-like. The transcript has 3 exons. Gene Ontology annotation, molecular function: protein dimerization activity; RNA polymerase II cis-regulatory region sequence-specific DNA binding; DNA-binding transcription factor activity, RNA polymerase II-specific. Gene Ontology annotation, biological process: muscle organ development; regulation of transcription by RNA polymerase II; positive regulation of myoblast differentiation. The coding region runs from base 190 to 1014 and encodes 274 amino acids. The record is from RefSeq and is a predicted model, not a curated record. NCBI's taxonomy places the organism in Eukaryota, Metazoa, Chordata, Actinopteri, Anguilliformes, Congridae.
GGGUGCUCCGAUAACAGGACUUAAAGUAUUCGUCAGUUGGAGCUGAUCAUCGUAUAUUUUGUUUGCUCUCUUGCGUUGCUCCAACUCUUUUUGCUCCAUUUCGAAAACGUUCAAGUCGUGCCUACGCAAAGACGUCUGUUGGAGACAGACCCAAAUCACUGCGAGGAGCUGUUCCUAGAGCGCAAUACGAUGGAGCUGUCGGAUAUUGCUUUUCCAAUCACCUCCGCGGAUGACUUUUACGACGACCCGUGCUUCAACACCAGCGACAUGCACUUUUUCGAGGACCUGGACCCGCGGUUGGUUCACCUGGGCCUGCUGAAGUCGGACGACCACCACCACCGCGAGGACGAACACGUCCGGGCGCCGAGCGGCCACCACCAAGCGGGCAGGUGUCUCCUGUGGGCGUGCAAAGCCUGCAAGAGGAAGACCAGCAACUCGGACCGCAGGAAGGCGGCGACCAUGCGCGAGAGGCGGCGGCUCGGCAAAGUCAACGACGCGUUCGAGACCCUGAAGCGCUGCACCUCCACCAACCCCAAUCAGAGGCUGCCGAAGGUGGAGAUCCUGAGAAACGCCAUCAGCUACAUCGAGUCCCUCCAGGCACUGCUCAGGGGCCAGGAGGAGAACUACUACCCCGUCCUGGAACACUACAGCGGGGAUUCGGACGCAUCCAGUCCCCGGUCAAACUGCUCUGAUGGAAUGAUGGAUUUUAAUGGCCCAACGUGCACUUCAAGGAGAAGGAGCAGCUAUGACAGCGCCUACUUCACAGAGACGCCAAACGAUUCCAGAAAUGGCAAGAACUCCGUCGUUUCCAGUUUGGAUUGCCUAUCCAGCAUCGUGGAGCGAAUUUCGACAGAACCCGCCGCCUGCCCAGCACCGGUCAACGAGGGCGUCGAGGACGGUCCAUGUUCCCCACGGGAGGGCUCUAUCCUGGGCGAGACUGGAGCACCCACCCCAUCCCCGACCAACUCUACACCGUCCUCUCAUGACCCCAACCCGGUCUACCAGGUGUUAUGAAGUUCGCGGUCUCAUGAGGCGAAAGACUGUCGCGAUAUACAUACAUUCUUCAAUUCAGAGUAAUUCCUUGGGGAGGGAGGGAUGACCAGACAAAAACGGCAUGUUCUUCUAUCAUCACAUGCUGCUGGCUCACACGACACACAAAAAAUGGUUUGCUUGUGUUCCAAGCAAAAAGGCUACGUUUAAAUGUCUACGUUUGAAAGGCAACGCGCAAGAUCACAAAUAUGAUUUAUGUACUUGCAUUACUUCAUAUUUAGUCAUUAUGAAAGCGUGGCGGUACUGGUACGAAACCACAUUUUACAGACGCUAUUACUGAAGGCAAAUGUCCAGGGUUAAUUGAUCUCCCCGGCUUUUAAUGUACUGGUUCUUGUAAAGGAAAACAAUCCAUAAAUGUAAUUUGGAAAAUGAGGACCAUUUUUGUAUAUUUGUGAAUAAGAGCUUUUUUGCUAACAGAAAAUGAAACAAAAUUAUUUAAUGCUGUGUGUUUAUAGAGAUGCUUGGUUUGUUGUGUCAGAUGUUUAACUUUAUAUUUAUAUAUCCAAAGAAACUGAGUGAAUGUCUUCGUUUUAAUAAACCACUGUGGUAAUUUAUAUAUAA